UUACGAACAAAGGGGCAGAUUGGGUACACCUGUCCUCUUAUUUGGCCUCAUUAUCCUACUUCCACAUGGUUUACCUGGUUUAUUCCUCCUCCCGGGGAUGCUAAGGGCCAGAGAAAAGGCUAUGGUUUGGAAUGGCAAGAGGCGGGAGUGUAAAGAAACAAGAAGAUUCUCAAACCCUUGCCUCUAAUGUCAAGGGCACUAGACUAACAGAGGAGAUUAUUACUUCUCACAAGGAUUCUGUUUCAUCAAAAAAGAUCCUUCAUCAUAGUAACUCCCAAGAUAACGACACGCCUCAAGACACGGGCAAGAGACGACAUUCUGCCAAGAAGAGUGAGUCACUUAAUAAUGGGUGCAAAUGGCCGUGCAAUUCUUGCCGAUUUCUAAAUGUAGCCUCAACGGACCAGUGCGUCAUAUGCACAAGAUGGAGGCCCCGCUUACCGAGACAGGCAUCACACCCAGUAACUGGUGUUCACCGAUGGUCAUUCCUCGGUGCAAGCGAUCUCGCACAGACUGCUGCAAAGAAGCGAACAAAUGAAAAGGAGAAGUGGACAUGUCGGAAUUGCAAGUUUCUGAACGUGCGCCAUGCGAGUGAAUGCAUCAUCUGUGGCUGUGGUGCUGAGCGUGGCAGCAAGUUGUCCUUAGUGCCCCGGGAGAUUCUCAGUCCAGUCGCUGAUGAAAAUGGCCCCACUUCUCGGCAAGCACUAUCUAGGGUCUUCGCCGAGGCAAACAUGAGCUCAAACAGUCUAGUCUCCAAAGCGGUCAAGCUCAGUUGGAAGUGUAAACAGUGCCGACACUAUAAUUCGGCACACAGCUCAACAUGCUCAUCGUGCAUCAAGCUCAUCGGUAGUAGUGGCAGCAACACCAGCGGUUUGACUCUAGGUUACAAUAGCCCAGUAGAUAAUGUGAUCACACCCGUGGAGGAGGUGGAGGGAUCAUUGAUGGUGGAAAACAGUCUCUACUUUCUGGGAAAUAAUGCCUCUGCAUUAACUUCCCCUGACACAGAAUGUAAUCGGUCACCAAAGAGGCAAAUUUCUUAUGCUUAUGGCCAGUUGCGAUCUAAGUUAAGUAAAUCAGAAGAUAAACCAGUGUACGUGCCAGUGUCUUCUAGGAGUGCUGACAGAAUUAGUAGUCAGGACUUUGAUAACUUGGUCGUAGAAUUUGACACAAACAAAAAUUAUAGUGUGCGUAACAGCAAUGAUAAUGAGGAGGUAGAGACGUGGGUGUGUAAACGGUGCACACUGAAAAAUCCCAUUGACUUUGAAUAUUGUGAGGUGUGUGAUGCUCCACGAAAGCCAAACAUCCCGACUACUCUGCCGAAGAAAAAUAAAAACAUUCUUGGUGUGUCGGGUAAUGACAUAGAAAAUGGUAAUAGUGAAUGUCUUACGAGUCAAAAGACAGCUGUCAAACCUCAUUCAGGAAAAACUUCCCUUCGGAAAUCAGUAAGUGACGCAACAGAUCUGAACAUUGCCGAAUCUCUUGCCAAAUUUGUUGCCAGUAGACUUUCCUCUCCAUCAGAAACAAAUAUGUCUGACCCAGAAAAAGUUGUGGAGGAAUCCAAGCCUGAGAAUGCCAUGGCGGUGUCGCCACCUGUGGUGGAUCUGACACGUGCUGCCAGCCAGGAAGAAUACUCAUUAGCUGAAUCAGACAUGUGGUCAUGUGGUUUUUGCUCCUUUGCAUACAAUCCCUCGUGGUCAGAAACUUGUGAUAUGUGCAGUAGUGCUAAGGAACGAGAAAAAAAUCCAAAGACACGAGAAGUGUUAAAUCAAGGUCUUGAUGAAGACUUCCAGUUAUUAACAACAGACCUGACUGAGGAGGGUGACUCACCAGACCAAAGUUGGACAUGUAUUAAGUGUACUUUAGUGAAUCCCGGUGCAGAAAAUGCAUGUAAGGUGUGUGGGGGGUCUAGGCUGAAAAGUAUCUGUUAUGUGGACGAUGCCACACUCAAGAGAGGAGAGUUCUGGACAUGUGUAGUGUGUACUUUAAAGAAUCCAAUUUUUGCCAGGCGUUGCAAAGCAUGUAAAGCUAAAGUUGAUGGCACUGGUGGUACAAGAGACAAGCUCAGUUCAAAUAAUGAAUCCAAGCCUAAGGAUUCAAGACCAAAGUCUGAACAUAUCAGCAGCCCAAGCUGGAGUAUUGGUGCCCAGAAAUCACCAAGUUUGCAGAGGAUGAGUCUGAUGGACACUUCUGCUACUAACGGCAGCAGGACGGUUCCCCAAACAGAUAAUCAAAAUGGUUCUCAGUGCAACGAUACAUCUACUCGGGGGAAUGGAGCCAUACCCAAGUCUAACACGGUUGCGGGCUGCCAACUCCCGGCAGUACCCCAGGCUCCCCGGUCGCCGUCGUCCGUGCCCAAUUCUCCCGUAGCUCGACCCAGAGAAAUGCUCACCUCUUCUGCCUCGUCUACCUCCUCUUGGAACUGUAGUGCCUGUACCUUUAAUAACAGUGCCAGUGCCGUGUCGUGUGCCAUGUGCGGCUCCUCACCGACCUUAGGAGAUGUUCAAAUUACCUGGCCGUGCGACCGAACUUACAGGGGACACUCAGAGUUAAUGGAUGUGCUUAGGGAGAUGGAAGUACAGGAUGCUUUGAACAGGUGGACGAGGAUUGUUCAGUACUGCAAAGUGAACCAACAUCCAUUUGUAGACGAUUCCUUUCCACCUGUGCCGAAGUCCUUAUUCUACAGCUCAUCUGAGAAGUAUGAAUCUCGUGUAACACAAUGGUUGCGUCCACAUGAAAUUGUAACAGACUCAGACAAUCGUAAUGUCAAGUGGGCAGUCUUCAGAACACCUCUUCCAUCUGAUAUUUCUCAAGGUGUCCUGGGUAACUGCUGGCUCUUGAGUGCGUUGGCUGUGUUGGCCGAGAGGGACGACCUCGUCAAGAAGAUCAUGGUUACUCGGGAGUUCUGUCCAGAAGGAGUCUAUCAGGUACGUCUGUGUAAGGCUGGACGUUGGGUUACCGUUCUAGUGGAUGACCUCCUCCCCUGUGACCGCCACUGUCGUCUAGUGUAUUCUCAAGCCAAGCGACGUCAGCUGUGGGUCCCCCUCAUUGAGAAAGCUGUAGCCAAGGUUCAUGGGUGUUACGAGGCUCUGGUGUCUGGUCGAGCCAUAGAGGGACUAGCCACGCUUACUGGAGCACCGUGUGAGAGCCUUCCCUUACAGGCUUCUUCAUCCCCACACGAGGAUGACAUAGAUGAAGACUUGAUAUGGGCACAGUUGCUUAGUUCCCGUUCAGCUGGCUUCCUGAUGGGUGCAUCAUGCGGGGGAGGUAACAUGAAGGUUGUGGAUGAAGAAUAUAAAUCUCAGGGAUUGAGACCAAGACAUGCGUACUCUGUAUUGGAUGUUCAAGACAUUGGUGGAUUCCGGUUACUGAGGCUUCGUAACCCCUGGGGCCACUACUCGUGGCGUGGGGAUUGGUGUGACGAGUCUCAAAUCUGGACGGCUGACCUGCGGGAGAAGCUCAUGCCCCAGGGUGGCAGUGAUGGUGUCUUCUGGAUUUCUUUUCAGGAUGUACUAAAGUACUUUGACUGCAUCGACAUCUGCAAGGUUCACAGCAACUGGUCAGAGGUUCGUGUCACCGGGUCUCUGCCAUCACUGGCAGAUCGUCGAGCUCUCACACCAACACUAAUAACAGUACUUGAACCAACAGAGGUGGAGUUUACAUUAUUCCAGGAGGGACACAGAAAUUCAGAAAAUUCCCAAAGAUCACCCUUGGAUCUGUGUGUGGUUUUGUUCCGCACUACAACCACUGCUAGUCCAACAGUUGGAGCGCUGGUGAAGCACUCCAAGCGGCAAGUCCGGGGUUUUGUAGGCUGCCAUGCUAUGCUUGAGCCUGGAGCAUACAUUGCAGUAUGCCUUGCAUUCAAUCAUUGGCAUACAGGGCUGGAUGUUUCUGAUGGCUACCCUGGGUAUGUGCAUGCAAUUCACAGCAGCAAACGGGUCGCAGUAGAACAAAUCACGGCCCCAUCCUCCCUCUUGGCUGACUCUCUGAUCAACUUGUGCUUGGCAAAAGGACAGCGUCAUGAAGGCCGACAAGGAAUGACUGUCUAUUAUCUUACCAAGGGGUGGGCAGGACUGGUGGUGAUGGUGGAGAACCGCCAUCCUGAUAAGUGUAUUCAGGUGAUGUGUGACUGCCGGGAGAGCUACAACGUUGUCUCUACACGCGCUCAGCUCAAGACUGUUGACUCUGUACCUCCACUUCACAGACAAGUGAUCAUCGUGCUGACACAGCUGGAGAGUAGCGGGGGCUUCAGUAUUGCGCACCGCCUCACUCACCGCCCAUCCCAUUCAGCUGGCCUCCACGACUGGGGUCCUCCUGGCACCAACCAUGAUCCUGCCAUCGACGGACUUACUCAUGGCCUUCACUCUCCCAGACCUAUAUGAGAGUACAUCAUUUCAUUCUCAAUGCGCAUGAAUCCUUUACCGGCAUCUUUGAUGGAUUAUCCCGACAGAUAUUUACUGAGGCUCCCCUAUGGUGGAUAGCCCAGACUUUCCCGACCCCAACUAUGUGAUACUUGUUUGUACGGUAUUCGGCCAGCAGAGGAGGGUUUUGACAUUACUGUGGUUCUAUUUUCUGAUUACUAGUUGUGGAAUUUCAGGAUUCCCAUGAAAUUUUUUUAUUUCUGGCUGCCAGGUACAUAUUGACAAAACUAAAUUUCAAAGGCAGAAUCAAAAUAACCAGGCACCGAGAGAGGGAGUGUUGCAUCGGCUAGUUAAUACUGCUUUUAGAACAUUGGCACCUCGGCAGCCCUCACACCUAAAACCAUAUCCUUAAACGAAAUAUUUCUCUUUGUACUUUUAUACGUUAGGCUCUGUAUACCUGUAUUCUGUAAGCCUUAACUUGGCGUAAGUCUUUUGACAGGGUAUCAUUCAAGGCUUUGAGGGGUAAAAUAGUGAUUUGUGUUGUGAGAGUCUGAAUGUGUUGAUAUACCAGUGUUAAGAGGAGGUUGUCAUUGUGAUUACACUAAUAGUAAGAAAUUAUAUACCAGGGCCGGUAUACACAACACUUUUAUGUUAAUGACAUAAUAGUACUGUUAGCUACCAGUAAAAUUGAGAAGUUAUACACAAAGCUUAACUAGCAAACUUUUACCGCACAAAUAGUUGUUUUUUAAGUACCGCUAAACAGCGCUAAAGAUAGCAGGAGUUCAUCAUAUAAAAUGGUCUUAUGGCUGAAUAAAAUCUAUAAAAUUGUGAAAAUUAAUUUCAAUAUUUACAUUUAUAUACAUUUUGAUCAUUAAAAUAAAAAAUAAUCUAAUCUAUGCAGUUUGAAGGAGGAUUUAUUAACCAAGGAUAGUGGUCGGUGACUUUUCCUUGCCGUUCUGUUGUAAACAAACAUGUUAUUGAAUAAAUUAGAAGUCUCAACCCACAAAAGAAAAGGAAGCCCAACUGGACAGUGGACCAGACCUUAUUAUUGGUGGAUGUUAUUGAAGAGAAAAAGUUAAUAUUGAAUGGUCGCUUGAAGGCUUUCCUGAAUGAUAAAGACAAAAGAGGGGGUUAUUUUUCGUUAUCAACCCAUCACCUUUUACGAUUUUUUUCUUGCCAUUUACUAGAUCUCAUCGAGUAACGAAAGAAUAUACUUGAAUUAAGCGGCGCAUUCUAAAAAAUAAACGUGAUAUUUGCGAUUUAUUAGUUGUAAAAAUCACGAAUGUUUCGAAGUCCCAAUUUGAUGUUAUGGUGACACUCAGCGUCGCUCUCGUUUUGUUAACCACCCAUCACCUUUUUUCAUAUGAAAUUUUUUUUUUUUCUUAGUUUUCUUGCUGUUUUAGAUCAUUCUGACAUUUGUCUUUGGGGCAAAUCACAUUUUUUAGUUAGGUUACGUUAGGAGGUUAGGACGUGGCCUGUUAGGUCAGG
Molecule: messenger RNA, 5843 nt
Organism: Homarus americanus (American lobster)
Lineage: Eukaryota; Metazoa; Arthropoda; Malacostraca; Decapoda; Nephropidae
Gene: sol
Product: calpain-D-like
Exons: 14
Coding region: 132-4376 (1414 amino acids)
Biological process (GO): proteolysis
Cellular component (GO): cytoplasm
Molecular function (GO): calcium-dependent cysteine-type endopeptidase activity
Source: RefSeq, a predicted model, not a curated record